CGCAGACGGCGCCCAGCGGCGGCGCGAACGGCCGCGAGGAGGGUGGCUCCGAGCUCGGUGCUCACCGCGACUUCCCGCUCAGGGCCUGGCCCGACAAGGACCCGCGGCCUCCGCGGCGCUGGACGAUGCGGUCGCGGCCCCGGGCAGCAGCGGCGGGAAGCCUGGCGCCCUGCAGGUCAGCAGUUGAGUAGCUGGGGCCUCUGAGGGCUUGAAGCCUUCACAGUGAUGGCGGAGAAGCGGCCACUGGGGACCCUGGGGCCUGUGGUAUAUGGCAAGCUCCCCCGCCUAGAGGCAGACUCCGGACCCGGGCACAGCCUGCCCCCCUCUGCUGGUAACCAGGACCCCUGCAGCUACAAGGGUGCCUACUUUUCCUGCCCUAUGGGGGGUGCUCCCAAGGCAGGGUCUGAGCGGUUGGCAUCCUGGACCCCAUACCCACCCUUGUACCCUACCAGUGUGGCAGGACCCCCUCUUCGGACAGACAACCUAUUGACCAGCUGCCUGCUCUACCGCCCACCAGCAGAAAGCUCUGAGAAGGUGCAGGACUCUGGCCCCGUUGAGCUCCUGCCCUUCGGUCCCCAGUCUCAUUCCUACCCAGGCCCACCGUUGGCGGCCCCCAAACCUGUCUACCGUAGCCCUCUGUGUUAUGGGCUCUCGACUUGCCUGGGCGAAGGGGCGGUGAAGAGGCCACUGGAUGUUGAUUGGACAAUGGUGACUGGACCCCUGUUACCCCCGGCUGACCCGCCUUGUUCACUGACCCCAACUCCUGGCAAGAGCCAGUCUCUGGAUGGCACCUUCUUGCGUGGGGUGCCGGCUGGGGGAUCCGGCAAAAACUCCGUGGGCUUCUCCCCGUGUCAGGCAUUCCUGGAGAAGUAUCGGACCAUCCACAGCACAGGCUUCCUAGCCUCCAAGUAUGCGGGUCCUUACUCUGGGGACCCCAAGCAGGCAUUGUCUGAGGGACCCCCAAGUCCUUGGACCCAGCUGGCCCAACCCUUGGGGCCAGCCUGCCAGGAUACGGUGCCCACCCACUACCCGCUCCCUCACCCUCACCCUCCACAGGCCCUGCCUUGUCCACCAGCCUGUCGCCACCCAGACAAGCAGGGCAGCUACAGCUCAGUGCUCCCACUGCAGCCUCUGGGAGCCCACAAAGGGACUGGGUAUCCAGCUGGUGGGCUGAGCAGCCCCUACCUGAGGCAGCAGGCAGCCCAGACACCCUAUAUGCCCCCAGUGGGCCUGGACACUUUUUCCUACCCCUCUGCCCCGCUCCCAGCACCCUCACCAGGCCUCAAGCUGGAGCCGCCUCUUGCUCCCCGGUGCCCGCUGGACUUUGCUCCCCAGACACUGGGCUUUCCUUAUGCCCGGGAUGACCUCUCUCUCUAUGGGGCAUCCCCAGGGCUCGGAGGGACGCCACCUUCCCAAAACAGUGUGCAGGCUGUGCCACAGCCCGGUGCCUUCCAGCGAGGAUGCCAGCCUCUCCCUGCCAGCCAGCCAUGCCCAGAGCCCGGAAGGCGUGCAGAGAAGCCGGUGCGGGAAGCAGAGGAGAAGAUGUGGCUGCCCAGCUGCAGGAAAGAGCAGCUCCAGCCCCAGCUUGAUGAACACCCUGGAGCGCCUAUUGUCAUCGAAGAUAGUCCGGGCCCUCGCACCCCACCGGCACUCCCAGCCUGUGCCCAGGAGCGCCAGUCUCUUCCACAGAAUCAGGGUACGCUGCCACCCAGCUCUCCACCCAUGCCUGUUAUUGACAAUGUCUUCAGCCUGGCGCCCUACCGUGACUAUCUGGAUGUGCAGGCACCUGAGGACGCGGCCGAGCCUGACUCAGCCCCUGCCCCCAGGGAGAGCCCUGCCAAAGGCUGUGGGGAGCCCCUGCCAGCCCGGGAGACCCCUUCGAAGGCACGAUGCUCGCUUCGAGAGGAGGUGGCACUGGACUUAAGUGUGAAGAAGCCCAUGGCAGAGGCUCCAGUCAGGGUUCCUAGUCCUGCAGCGCAUGCCAAGCCCCCGGCCCUGGAUGCCCCCGGUGUGGGAAACACGGUCUCGGAUCUGCCUGACCUGGAAAAGGUAGUCCCAGAGGCACCCGGGGUGCCAGCGACUACAGAGGCCACCCCUAGGACCAACUUCCAUAGCUCCGUGGCCUUCAUGUUCCGAAAGUUCAAGAUCCUCCGGCCGGCACCCUUGCCUGCAGCCGUGGUCCCAUCUGCGCCUACCCCGGCCCCUGCGUCUGCCCAGCCUGUACCCACGCCCACAUCUGUGCCCCUUGGUCUACAGAUUCUCAGCCAGCCCUUGCCCGUGGCCUGCUUCAACCUGGCGCUGCCCAGUCCUCCAGCUGUAGCCAUGACGUCCCCGACCCCAGCCCCUGCUCCGGCUCCAUCGCCGGCCCAGGCCCCGACUCCGGCUUCUACCCCCGCCACGGCGGACUCCCCAGAGCAACACUUUACAGGACUGCAUGCGUCCCUGUGCGAUGCCAUCUCGGGCUCGGUGGCCCAUUCCCCACCCGAGAAGCUGCGCGAGUGGCUCGAGAUGGCCGGGCCGUGGGGCCGGGCAGCAUGGCAGGACUGCCAGGGCGUGCAGGGGCUGCUGGGCAAGCUGCUGUCACAGCUGCAGAGUUUCGUGUGCACCCAGCAGUGCCCCUUCCCCCACGUGGUGCGGGCCGGUGCCAUCUUCGUGCCUAUCCACCUGGUGAAGGAGCGGCUCUUCCCACGGUUGCCCCCUGCUUCCGUGGACCAUGUGUUGCAGGAGCACCGUGUGGAGCUGCGGCCCACCACGCUGUCAGAGGAGCGGGCGCUGCGCGAGCGGGCCCUGCAUGGCUGUACCUCGCGCAUGCUCAAGCUGCUGGCGCUGCGCCAGCUGCCCGACAUCUACCCUGACCUGCUGGGCCUGCAGUGGCGUGACUGUGUGCGCCGCCAGCUGGGUGACUUGGACACUGAGGCUGGAUCUGUGCCCUCCUCAGAACCCACCAUGGCCAGAGAUGAGCCAGAAAGCCCAACCCUGGCCUGGAAGUCACCUGCCCCCAAGGCCAGGAAGCCGGGGAGGAAGCCACCAACCCCUGGCCCGGAGAAAGCAGAGGCAAAUGCUGGGGAAGGGUCCCGCGGUGCCUCACCUACCCCUGCCACCAGCGCCAGCCCACCUGGCCCCACACUAAGGGCUCGCUUCCGCAACCUGCUGGAAACUGCCUGGCUCAAUGGCCUAGCACUGCCCACUUGGGGCCACAAGGUCUCAGGGCCGGAUCGGCCCGUGCCCCACCCACAGGUGUUGGGUGGCCAGAGCCAUCACCUGUAGCACUGGUUGCUGUUUGGACAGCUGCUGUGUGGGGGUCACUCUGUACCCUUAUCUUAUAGGCCAGCGGCCCAGGGCCAUCAGUGGAUACACCCUUGGAGCUUCUCCAGCUCUUGCUGCCCCCACUGGGCUGGAGACCCCGCUUUUAACUUGAGGGCCUUCGUUAGAAAGAACUACUUCCUGUUUUUUUCCUUAGAGAAAAUGUGUGGGCUUUGGAGCUCAACAGACUUGGGCUUGAAUCCUGGCUCCUGUGUUCCUUGCUGUGUAACCAGGCAAGUCACUUCCUUCCUUGAGCUCCCAGUUCUCCAUUUGUAAGAUAGGACAACGCAGCCUACCUCACAGGGUUGUUGUGGGGUGAUGCCUGACACACACCCAUUAGGGUUUGCUCUCUGCUCCCUCCCCAGGACCGGGGCCUAAAUCCCAGCCGGGGCCUGGAGUAGGAGGCUAAGGCAAGCAGAACCUUCUUCUAGAAAGUCUUUGUGUGUCAUGAGACUUGGUUAUUGUACAGUGUGUAUGACUUACACUUUCUAGAGUCAUCCCCAGGAAAGCCUGGGGCUAUACCCCCUCACUUGGUGUUGGGCCCUGACCCCCCAGCCUGGAGCACUCUGGGGAAGCCUGCUUCUUUCCUCCUGCACUACAGGGGGUGCAGGGAUACAGCCUGGGGCUGACAUCCUUGUGUGUUUUCCCAAGAAGUUGUGUUUGCUAGAAGUCAUGCAGCUGCAGGGACUCAGGGACUAGAAGAGACAGGCUGAAUGACAGCUCAGUCCUGGGAGGUCUCUGAAGAUAUGGACUGGGGCCCCUGGCCCUCCCAAGCUAGAGCCCCAUCCGUCAUGCCUGCUAUGAGUUACCUCCUUGCAGAGUGCUAACCUGAGCCAGAGGCUGGCAGGCUGGGCCCUUGGCCUGGCUAAGGUUUGUCAUAAGGCUGUGGGCCCUGGAGGCAGGCCAUUAAACAUUAAAAGCAAUUGGGUUGUUUUUGGACCUGGGGCCUGGCUGUGUGUUUGGCGGGGCGUCCACAGGUUUAAUAGGCCAUCAUCAGGUGCCUAGUCCUUAGCAGUUCUCCCUGUUCCCAGCCCAGAAGGUGCCAAGGCUCUCUGGCACCACUGUGCUGGCUUGCUCUGGCCAUGUGGGUCCUUGUCACACCCACUGGGCAGCCACUUCCUUGCUCGGGGAAAGCCCGUCCCCUUGUGGGUCCUGGUGGCUUUUGGUCUAUAGCACACCACCCGGUGAGAAAUGCUAGUCACCACACACCCCAGCACCAAGGACGUGCCCACCAAGGUGUACUUCAUCUUUCACACGUGAGCUGGUGUGGGGAGACCCGGCACGCCCUCCAGAGACCCUGCCUCUGCUGGGCUCUUCCUGCAGAGGUUCGUCCUCGGGGCUGCUGUGGUGGUGUCUCACUCCAUCUAGACUGGAGGCUGGUCUACUAGGGCUGGUCAGACCUGCCAGUGUCAGUCCUAGUGUUGGUGAGUCUUUCCUGAGCCCGGCUACAGGAUCCCUCCUGGCUCUGCUUUGCCCCAAUGGCUGAGCCCAGGCCUGUUUGGUUAGGCUUCUCUCUGACUCUGGUGGCCUCACUAGGCAAGACACUAGGUGCGUCUCUGGCCUCAGUUAAUAAAAGAAAGAUGGCACUCA
Molecule: messenger RNA, 4893 nt
Organism: Prionailurus viverrinus (fishing cat)
Lineage: Eukaryota; Metazoa; Chordata; Mammalia; Carnivora; Felidae
Gene: PRMT2IP
Product: chromosome B3 C15orf39 homolog
Exons: 3
Coding region: 226-3267 (1013 amino acids)
Source: RefSeq, a predicted model, not a curated record